AUGGUUUCACUUUGGCCCUGGAAGCGCGAGGAUAAUUCUCCUGCCUCCUUUGAAAAAACACUAUCUGCUUUGGCAGAGAAGAUCUCGAAAUCACAAUCACAGCUAGAUUCUCGACGACUUCGUGGCAGACGUGUGAAAGCAUUAUGGACAUUAUAUUCGAGUUUUGCAUACUUGGUGGUGUUCGUCAUAGCACUUUUAGUGAUCGGUUGGAAGGAUUUGACAGUCUUGGAGUACACUGGUCUUGCGGGAAGUCCUUUGAUAAUCUAUCUCAUUCGAAGUGGUAUUACGAGAUAUUAUGAAUACAGGGUUGAAUCUAUCGCGCGUCGUCUGGAAGAACAACAAGCUGAGAGAACAAAAACCAUCGACAAAUUAAAGGCUGCCACGAAAUAUAACACCACACAAGAACUUCUAGAGAAAUAUGGUGGCGCUCCACCAAAACCUCCUGCACCGAAGAGAACUGCGUCUGUGAAAAAGACUCCAAAGAAUAAAGAUGCGCAACCCCCACGAACAAGCAUGGGCCCACCUGCGACAGCAAAUAUACCCCGCCCUAACCAAAUUCCGAGUCAACCUUCUACCCCUCAACCACUUGGUAGCAGGACCCCUCCUUCAUUCAUCGCUCCAUCUCUAUCACCUACUGCUCCUCGAAGUGAGCCAGGCCCUGCUGAAUUUGCACCAAAUGCAUUUUCGGGUCCAUCUCAAUAUGCACAAGGUCAAUAUGCUCAGAGUGGAGAGUUUGUCGCUGAAGGUCACUGGUAUGAUCGAGUAUUAGAUUUGUUGUUGGGCGAGGAUGAGACACAUCCAAAGAAUCGUAUGGCGUUGAUAUGCAAAAACUGUCGACUUGUCAAUGGCCAAGCACCUCCGGGUACAAAAUCCUUGACCGAUUUAGGGAAAUGGAGAUGUUUUGGUUGUCGAACCUUGAAUGGGGAGGAAGAUGAAGCUGCAAAGGCCGUUCAAGAGAUGAAGGAAAGAAUCCAGGAUACCAAUGUAAAAGAAGAAAUCCAUUCUGAGCCUGAAGAUAGAAGUACGGAGGAUCCUGAAGACACGCCAGGGAGUGAGGAUAUUGAUCAUGAUGAUGUCAAGAAUGAAGAGGGGUCGGAAGAAGAAAAGGUCGAAGUCAAACCAAAACGGGGACGGCCUAAAUCAAACCGCAAAAAAGUCUAA
Messenger RNA from Botrytis byssoidea, 1161 nucleotides. RefSeq lists its product as uncharacterized. Bases 1 to 1161 code for a protein of 386 amino acids. Gene Ontology annotation, cellular component: endoplasmic reticulum tubular network. The transcript has 3 exons. The record is from RefSeq and is a predicted model, not a curated record. Lineage: Eukaryota; Fungi; Ascomycota; Leotiomycetes; Helotiales; Sclerotiniaceae. Gene Ontology annotation, biological process: endoplasmic reticulum tubular network organization.